AUGAAUGCUAUAAAUGCAAUUGUGCAUUUAGCCAAUAAUGCCGACCCAGCGCGACGUAGAAAGCUCUACCGCCAACGAAGCAACCCAUUCGAUUUGCGGGACCUAAAUUUUAAAAUAAAAUAUAGGUUCAAUAAGGACACAGUGCGCACCAUCAUAGAUUUGGUGGAAGAUGAUCUGGUUCAGAGCGCUAGAGGUGGUGGCACGUGUCCUGAACUGCAAGUUUUAGUGGCCAUAAGAUGUUGGGGACGUCGUGAGGUACAAGAUGAUGCUGGUGACCUCCAUGGCCUAAGUCAGCCGACAGUGAGCCGGAUAUGCGCCAGAGUCGCGCAUGCAAUCGCGAAUAAGGCAAAUUCCUUCAUCAAAAUGCCUAUCACUAUAGGAGAGCAGGAAAGAAUUAGUGCCAAAUUUAGAGCAAUUAAAAAUUUUCCUGGGGUGAUAGGAGCCAUAGAUUGCACCCACAUUAAAAUUAAAAAAACCGGAGGUGACAUGGCCCAGUACUAUAUUAAUAGAAAAGGCUAUUAUUCCCUGAAUGUUCAGGUUGUCUGUGAUGCUGACCUCAAAAUAAUGGAUAUAGUGGCUAGAUGGCGAGGCAGUACACAUGACAGUCGAAUUUUUAUGGAGAGCAAUAUAAAACAACGAUUUGAGGAUAGGCAGUUUAGAGGACGCCUUAUUGGCGAUUCGGGCUACCCUCUUCUGCCAUAUCUAUUUACACCUAUUUUAAGGCCUAGUCGUCCAGAAGAAGAAGCAUACAAUAAUGCUCACAUCUCAACUAGGAACACUGUUGAAAGGUGUUUUGGGGUGUGGAAGCAGCGGUUCCAAUGCCUACUCCAUGGCUUACCAGUAAGCCUCCAAAAUGGAAAAGCUGUGAUCAUAGCAUUGGCUGUAUUACAUAAUAUAGCCAUUGAUAUGAAUGACACAUUGUUAGAACAACAUAUGGAGCAGGUCCCUGUAACUCCGCAACUUUCGACGGAGAACAGUGUUCACGACAACCGACCUUCAUUGUUGAGGCGUAGGUCGCAGUUGAUACUACAAAAUUUUAUAAAUCAACAUUUUUGAAUGGUACUAAAAUACAUUUUGAUAAAUUCCAACGAUUUACUUUUAUGUAAUGUCAUUUGAGUUCAUGAAAAUGUUGUAUUUUAAUUUUUCAGAUACUGUU
Molecule: messenger RNA, 1156 nt
Organism: Ostrinia nubilalis (European corn borer)
Lineage: Eukaryota; Metazoa; Arthropoda; Insecta; Lepidoptera; Crambidae
Product: putative nuclease HARBI1
Exons: 4
Coding region: 1-1056 (351 amino acids)
Source: RefSeq, a predicted model, not a curated record